This is a messenger RNA of Perognathus longimembris pacificus (Pacific pocket mouse), 7527 nucleotides long. RefSeq lists its product as uncharacterized. The transcript has 2 exons. The record is from RefSeq and is a predicted model, not a curated record. Lineage: Eukaryota; Metazoa; Chordata; Mammalia; Rodentia; Heteromyidae. Gene Ontology annotation, molecular function: RNA-DNA hybrid ribonuclease activity; zinc ion binding; aspartic-type endopeptidase activity. Gene Ontology annotation, biological process: DNA integration; proteolysis; virion assembly.
UGGCCAGCGAUCGCAUUUGUCUGUGUCUCUGUUUUUGGUGUUUUGCGCUUGCGUUUGCUUUGUUCUUGUACUAGUUAGCUAGCUAGAUUUGUAUUGGGCGGCUCCGUGGAGGAGUUGACGAACUCGUACUCCCGACCGCAGCCCUGGGAGACGUCCCAGUGGUCUUUGAAGGCCACCCUGGCCCAUUUGUCCUCCGUAGCUUGGAAGAGAGUCAGUCCCUUUGGGGCUGCCCCGCUGACCGAGGGCUACGUGAUUUGUGUAGGAGACGAGAGAUCCGGACUCUCACGAACCCAGUCUCCAUUAGAACUUUCCCUUUCGGUUUUCAGCCGAAGCCGCGCUGCGAAAAUCUGUUUCAGUUUUGUCUCCACAGUUUUUGUCUUGUCUGUCCUAGGACUCUGUGUUUUUGAAGUAAUGGGUCAGUCUGUUACCACUCCUUUAAGUUUGACUUUACAGCACUGGUCAGAGGUUCGGAAGAUCGCCAGCAACCUCUCCCUCGAGAUCCACAAGCGACCUUGGAUCACUUUUUGUUCCUCAGAAUGGCCCACUUUCGGGGUAGGCUGGCCAAAAGAUGGGUCCUUUAAUGCUAAUCUUAUUUUACAGGUCAAGGCAAAGAUAAUGGUUCCCGGCCCGCACGGGCAUCCAGACCAGGUCCCCUACAUCCUUACCUGGGAAGCUUUGACUGCUGAACCCCCGCUAUGGGCUAAGCCCUUUGUUUUGUUUCCUCCAUCACACCCUCCUCCUACACCCUCUGCUCCCCCUUCCCAAUCCUCCCUUUACCCUGUUGUUACUAAACCUCCUCUGACACUAAAGGACCCUAAGGCAAAUGCCCCCCAGGUUCUACCCCCUGGAAACGACCUCCUCCUGGAUUUGCUGGCCGAAGACUCCCGGUUGCCUCAGCCCCCACCCUACCCUGCCGAGACCGGCCCUAGGGAAAGCGGGCAGCAGCCAGAUCCUUCCCCUAUCGCCACUAGAACAAGGGUAAGAAGGGAAGGUAAUCUACCCCCUGCAGACUCUACUGCCCAGGCAUUUCCCCUACGGACGGGGGCUGCCGGACAACUUCAGUAUUGGCCUUUCUCAGCCUCAGACUUGUAUAACUGGAAAAACAAUAACCCUCCUUUCUCAAAGGAUCCCGCUAUGUUAACUGCCUUAAUUGAGUCCAUACUUGUUACUCAUCAGCCCACCUGGGAUGAUUGCCAACAGUUGUUGCAGGUUCUUCUGACUACUGAAGAGAGGCAGAGAGUCCUCCUGGAAGCUCGGAAAAAUGUUCGCGGGGCAGAUGGGCGGCCGACACAGCUGCCUAAUGAGAUUAACGCUGCUUUUCCCUUAGAAAGACCAGAUUGGGAUUUCACCACUGUGGAAGGUAGGAACCACCUAAUCCUUUAUCGCCAGUUGCUUAUAGCGGGUCUCCAUGGGGCAGCUAGGCGCCCCACAAAUUUGGCUCAGGUAAAACAGGUUAUUCAGAGAUCUGAGGAAACUCCUUCUGCCUUCCUAGAGAGACUAAAAGAGGCUUAUCGAAUAUACACUCCCUAUGAUCCUGAAGAUCCAGGGCAGGCAACUAACGUUUCUAUGUCUUUCAUUUGGCAAUCUGCCCCGGAUAUUAGAAAGAAACUGGAAAGGUUGGAGAACUUAAGGGAAAGUUCCCUACAGGAUCUACUUAAGGAGGCGGAAAAGAUAUUUAAUAAGAGAGAGACAAGGGAGGAAAGAGAUGAAAGGCUAAAGAGAGAGGCGGAAGAACGUGAUCGAAAGAAGAGUAAGGACCUUAGUAGACUCAUGGCCACCUUAGUGACAGGACAGAGACAGGAUAGACAGGAGGGAGAGCGAAGAGGACCCCCCCGAGUGGAAAAAGACCAAUGUGCCUAUUGCAAAGAAAGAGGACACUGGGCAAAAGACUGCCCGAAGAACCCUCGGGGGUCUCGGCCUCGACCCAAAACAUCUCUCUUGACCCUGGACGAUUAGGGAGGUCGGGGUCAGGAGCCCCCCCCUGAACCCAGGAUAACUCUAGACGUAGGGGGGCAGCCGGUCACCUUCCUAGUUGAUACAGGAGCCCAACAUUCCGUCCUGAACCAUAACCCAGGACCCCUCAGUGACAAGUCGGCAUGGGUCCAGGGAGCCACCGGAGGACGGCGGUAUCGAUGGACUACUGAUCGAAAAGUCCAAUUGGCUACCGGUAAGGUGACUCAUUCUUUUCUACAUGUUCCUGACUGUCCAUACCCCCUAUUGGGGAGAGAUUUGCUCCAAAAAUUGAAAGCCCAAAUUCAUUUUGAGGAAUCUGGGGUACGUGUAGCCGGCCCCAAAAAUCAACCUUUACAUGUGUUAACUUUGAGUCUGGAAGAAGAAUACAGGCUAUAUGAAAAUAACAAAAGGAAGGAACUCUCCCUUGACCCAGAAUGGAUAAAUGAUUUCCCUCAAGCAUGGGCAGAAACAGGAGGCAUGGGAUUGGCCAGACGACAGGCUCCACUGGUUAUAGCUUUAAAAGCCAAUACCACACCUGUCUCAAUUAAGCAGUACCCAAUGUCGCAGGAAGCAAGAACAGGAAUUAAACCUCACAUAAAGAGGCUCCUGGAUCAGGGGAUCUUAAAACCUUGCCAGUCCCCAUGGAACACCCCCUUACUCCCCGUCAAAAAGCCAGGGACAGGAGACUACAGACCGGUCCAAGACUUACGAGAAGUUAACAAGCGGGUAGAAGAUAUACAUCCCACAGUGCCCAACCCAUACAACUUGUUAAGCGGACUGUCACCAGCCUAUUGUUGGUAUACAGUUUUGGACUUGAAGGAUGCCUUCUUUUGCCUAAGGCUCCACCCAGAUAGCCAGCCUAUUUUUGCCUUUGAAUGGAAGGAUCCUGAAUUGGGAAUUUCAGGGCAAUUGACUUGGACUAGACUCCCCCAGGGGUUUAAGAAUAGCCCUACCCUAUUCGAUGAGGCUUUACAUCGAGACCUGGCAGAUUUUCGGGUCCAGCAUCCAGCCUUGAUGCUACUCCAGUAUGUCGAUGAUUUGUUGCUGGCCGCGACAUCCGAACAGGAAUGUAGGGAAGGAACCAGAGACUUGCUACAGGCCCUUGAGACCCUAGGGUAUCGAGCCUCCGCUAAAAAGGCCCAAAUUUGCCAACAACAGGUGACCUACCUGGGCUAUUUAAUCAAAAAGGGAGAAAGGUGGCUGACGGACGCAAGAAAAGAGACAGUCAUGAACAUACCCGAGCCCCAGAACCCCCGACAGCUAAGGGAAUUUUUGGGAACAGCCGGGUUUUGCAGACUGUGGAUACCAGGCUUUGCCGAAAUGGCCAGCCCCCUGUACCCACUCACCAAACAGGGUACAAUGUUUGCCUGGGGAGAAGAACAACAGAAGGCUUUCCAAAACAUUAAAAAGGCUCUCUUAACAGCUCCAGCCCUAGGACUCCCAGACUUGACUAAGCCCUUCGAUUUGUAUGUAGCAGAAAAUAAAGGACAUGCGAAGGGAGUAUUAACUCAAAGAUUGGGGCCUUGGAGACGGCCGGUGGCCUACCUCUCCAAGAAAUUGGACCCGGUAGCCACAGGGUGGCCACCCUGUCUCAGGAUGGUGGCCGCCAUUGCCGUCUUGGUUAAAGACGCCAGCAAGUUAACUUUUGGGCAAUCCCUGACUAUUCUGGCCCCGCACGCGGUAGAGGCAUUAAUCAGGCAGCCGCCAGAUCGUUGGCUGUCCAAUGCCCGCAUGACUCAUUACCAAACUAUGCUCCUGGACACAGAUCGGGUCCGGUUUGGGCCCGUCACGGCCAUCAAUCCUGCCACGUUGCUUCCAUCGACGGAUGAGAAAGCGGCUCCCCACGAUUGUCUUGAGAUUUUAGCAGAAGUGCACGGGACCCGCUCCGACCUGACUGACCAACCACUCCAGGAUGCUGACUUUACCUGGUAUACUGAUGGGAGCAGCCUGGUGCUGAAUGGGGAACGGAAGGCGGGAGCAGCCAUAACCACGGAAACUGAGGUAAUCUGGGCAAGGACCCUCCCACCAGGGACUUCAGCACAGAGGGCAGAGCUGAUCGCCCUCACCCAGGCACUUAAAAUGGCAUGUGGAAAAAGACUCAAUGUAUACACAGAUAGCCGAUAUGCCUUUGCCACUGCCCAUAUUCACGGGGAGAUAUACAGUCGACGAGGGCUAUUGACUUCUGAAGGAAAGGAAGUUAAGAACAAAAAGGAAAUUUUGGCCCUGUUGCACGCAUUAUUCUUACCCCGUAAGCUCAGCAUCAUGCACUGCCCGGGACACCAAAAGGGAGACAGUCCUAUUGCCCGGGGCAACAGGAUGGCUGACGAGACAGCUCGAAGGGCAGCUGUGAUCUCGGUCCCUCCAUACCCAGUCUCCAACAAAGAGACGCGGGCGCAGUGGCUCGAAUGGCAGAGUGCUAGCAUUGAACCCGAAGGCCAGACAAAACCUAUAGCAAUGUGCCUUCAGUCUAAUGCAGGCCAGAAAGGAGCAGACUUAGGACCAUUUGAAUACCCUAAAAAAGAUGAAGAGCUCCUAACAAACCUAGGGGCCCAAAAAGACGACAAAAGAAAAAUAUGGAUCCUUGACAAUAAGACUGUAUUACCCAGGAAUUUCGCCCAGCAAGUGAUUGAACAAGUACACCAGCUAACACACUUAAGCCCCAGAAAGAUAAAAGCCCUCCUUGAUCGAGACGAAAGAUUUGUUUAUUUUUUGGGCAAGGAAGACAUCUUGCAAAGAAUAUAUGACAGGUGCCGUGCAUGUGCCAUGGUAAAUGCUGGGAAGAUAAAAUCGGGAUUAGGAAAUGUCCGAAUGAGAGGGCAUCGCCCUGGAGUCCAUUGGGAAGUUGACUUUACUGAAAUCAAACCUGGGCUUUACGGAUAUCAGUAUUUGCUGGUGUUUGUCGAUACUUUUUCCGGUUGGGUGGAAGCCUUCCCCACAAAGCAAGAAACUGCCAAAGUAGUCAGCAAGAAACUACUGGAAGAAAUUUUUCCCAGGUAUGGCAUGCCUAAAUUUCUGGGGUCGGACAAUGGGCCAGCCUUCGUCUCCCAGGUAAACCAGCAGGUGGCCAUGUUACUGGGGAUUAAUUGGAAAUUGCAUUGUUCGUAUAGACCCCAGAGUUCAGGGCAGGUAGAAAGAAUGAAUAGAACUAUUAAGGAGACUUUGACUAAAUUAACGCUCGCAGCUGGCUCAAAGGACUGGGUACUCCUACUCCCUCUUGCCCUUUACCGGGCUCGAAAUACCCCUGGACCCCACGGACUUACCCCCUUUGAGAUUCUCUACGGAGCACCCCCUCCCUGUGUUAGUUUUUAUAGUUCUGAUAUCUCCACUUUUGCUAACAGCCAAAAUCUUCAAGCCCACUUGCAGGCCCUACAGACCGUUCAGAGAGAGGUCUGGAAGCCACUCGCUGCCGCCUACAAGGAACAGCUGGAUAGACCUGUGGUGCCACAUCAGUUCCAGAUCGGAGACUCUGUGUGGGUCCGGCGACAUCAGACCAAAACCUUGGAACCUCGCUGGAAAGGCCCCUACACUGUGCUCUUGACCACUCCAACUGCCUUAAAGGUAGACGGCAUAGCAGCUUGGAUUCACGCGUCACACGCCAAACCUGCUUCUGCUGAAGAAACGACCCAGGAAUGGCGAGUCCAGCGCACUCAAAACCCACUCAAGAUAAGACUCUCUCGAACCUUAUAAUACUCAUUGUCUUUUUCCUAUGUUAAAUUACUAACUUGGCAGAUCUUAUCAGGGAACGCGGAGGUGGUUUGGGAAACUUCCCAACAGCACGCCCCUUUUACCUGGUGGCCAGAGCUAAAACCCGACUUCUGUCAGCUUGCAGUUGGAACUGACCCUGCAUGGGGAGUUGGUGAUGUAGAGCUAAGAGACCUAAACCGAUCCGAACAUCCUGGAAUAAUUGACGCCUCAGGAUGUCGCACUCCCUAUGCCAGGUGUAGAUGGGCUCACAAUGACUUCUACGUGUGCCCCCGAGACGGGAGAGAGAGGCUCCAUGCUAGCCGGUGCGGGGGGCCAGGGGACUUUUAUUGUAAGGCUUGGGGCUGUGAGACCACGGGAAGUGCCUAUUGGUUAAAGUCCCCAUCAACCGACCUUAUAACGGUCCAGAGAGGGUUUCAAAAGCUGGAGGGAAAACCAACUACAGAUUGCCUAACCAAGAAAAACCUAUUUAAACCCGGCCUAUCAUUACCCCUCAGGAUAACUUUUACAGAAAAAGGGCAACAAUUUGUAGGUUGGCCUCAGGGUAGAACAUGGGGAUUGAGGCUAUAUAUAUCAGGCCACGAUCCCGGGGUAAUUUUUCAAAUUCGUCUCAAGAUACAAAAUGUGCAUACUGCCUCCGUAGGCCCAAACCACUUUUUGCGAGCCCCUGCUGUUCGCCCCCCACCUCCUUUGCGAAUCCCUGCUGUUCGCCCCCCACCUCCUUCUGUAAGUACUUACGCCAUUAGUAGCACUUCUGCAAUGGCCUUGGUUCGUGGAACCGAAGCUCCUAUGUCCUCUCUUGAGACAACUGACCGGGUGGUGUCCCUGGUAGGUGGUGUUUUCUCCCUACUAAAUACUAGCAACCCAGAUUUAACCCAGGAAUGUUGGCUUUGUUUAAAACCUCAACCCCCCUACUAUGAGGGAGUGGCAGUACUUGGCAACUUUAGUAACCCAACUUCACCUCCACCACAGUGCAGUAGCACCCCCCGGCAUAAACUUACCAUGACUGAAAUAAGCGGAACUGGGCAUUGUGUUGGGGAAAUUCCACCGCAUUAUUCUAACCUCUGUGGCCGCACCACCUCUCUGAAAUCUACAAAUGGCUACCUGGUACCUCCCACCGGGACCUAUUGGGCCUGCAGUACUGGGCUAACCUCCUGCCUGUCCGUUAAAACCCUCAACUUAACUAAAGAUUUUUGUAUUCUAAUUGAACUUUGGCCACGGGUUACGUAUCACACUCCAGAAUAUCUUUACAGCCAUCUUGAAGGGCAAGUUAGGACAAAGAGAGAACCGGUAUCCAUUACCAUGGCGAUUUUGUUAGGAGGACUCACAGUAGGAGGAGUAGCGGCAGGGAUAGGCACAGGGGCAACUGCCCUAACAGCUACUUUCCAGUUCAAACAACUACAGGAAGCCAUGAACACCGAUAUCAAGGCUCUAGAGGAAUCUGUGAGCGCUCUGGAAAAAUCCUUAACAUCCCUGUCUGAGGUGGUGUUGCAAAAUCGAAGAGGGUUAGAUAUACUGUUCUUAAAGGAGGGAGGCUUGUGCGCGGCCCUUAAAGAAGAGUGCUGUUUUUAUGCAGACCACACAGGAUUAGUGAGAGAUAGUAUGGCAAAGCUUAGAGAAAGACUAAAGCAAAGACAGCAGCUCUUUGAAUCAGGCCAAGGUUGGUUUGAAGGAUGGUUCAAUAAGUCGCCUUGGUUUACUACCCUGCUCUCUACCCUGAUGGGACCUCUCAUAAUUAUUUUGCUUAUAUUGCUCUUUGGCCCUUGCAUCCUUAACAGGCUUGUACAAUUCAUAAAAGAUAGAACGUCUAUCACCCACGCCUUGGUUCUCACUCAGCAAUACCAUCAAUUAAGGCAACAAGAAGAGGAAUAA